AUGCACCUCGAAUCGUCGACGCUUCUUCAUGUGAAGGCCGAACAAGAAGAAGAAGAAGAAGAAGAAGAAGAAGAAGGAGAAGAGCACGAUUACGGUAGCGACGAGAAGGAGGAGGAGAUGAUGCUCGAGACGGCGCCCGUUAAGACCGUCGGCGAGUUGAAGCGGCCCGAUUUGAAGGGUGAGUUCGACGGGGGACUAGUUUUUUUUCGGCGAAAAAGUUAGGCCACGGUCUGAUAUUGUAAAUGUGCCAUUUGCAGGCUCGUUCCGAUGCUCAAUCUGCUCGAAAGUUUUCUGUCACUCGUCGAGCCUGUCGCGCCAUCGAAUGCAGGCGCACUUUAAGAGUUACAAGUGCACCGUGUGUCGCAAAGACAUUUCCAGUGAGUCGGACAAUAUUACGAUAUUAUCGGGUUCCAAAAAGGUGUGACGAGCUUAUCCGGCGGAUCCGCGCAGCUUGGUCUAUAAGCUUAUGUGCUGAACAAUUUUUGCAUGCAAAAUGUAUGUCUUGGCGCCUUGUUUGAUCAAUGGAGUGGUGGUGUUUUGGGAGGAUGUAGCUAGAAUUGGAAAUGGAUGAUAUCGCGAAGCGAGUUACCGUAAUCCUGAUCCUACAGUAGUCCAAACAUCCUCCUUAAAGCGUUGUUUACCCGAAAUUCACACGUUUGUUUAUGAGAAAUCAUCGAAUUCGCUCGGAAACCCGCUCCGAAUUGUUAUUGUCGGAUUCUCGGUGCCGAUCAGGUGUUCCUUCCGUUGUUUACUCGCUCUGUCCGUCUUCCUCUUGAUCUCAUUCUCGCCGCUUUUCACUGUUUCUUUCUUCUUCUUCUUCUUCUUCUUCUUCUUGUUUCGCUACUAUCCAUCCCGAAGACGAUUGAGGUCAUCCGGAGAAAGAGAGAGAGAGAGAGUGAAUGGGGUUGCGCAAUGGGAGAAUCAAGAAGAGGGACGUGCCGAGGUAUACUGUAUCUUUGACCACUUGUAUCUCGGUCGGUUUUUGAGAUUUUUGAGUGGUUGAAAAAGGAAUCGAUAGAAAAUUUUAAGCUCUACAACUUUCUAGUAGGCAACUUUUUAUGAUUCGGUGAUCGCGACGAGAUAAUCGACAAUAUCUGAACCGCACACAAAUCAUGGGCACUAUGUAGUAAAAGGACAAUAUCUCAACGCCCACGCAUUAUCAUAAAAACUCAACAACUGGAAAGUUAUAGAGCUUAAAAUUUUCUAUCGAUUUGUUUUUUAAUCAUCUGAAAAUCUCAAAAAUUGAUUGCAAAAACUCUGAGCAAAAUUACUGGUCGGUUAGAAGUUGGCUCAAAAAAGGUUCAACUUUGACCCCUUGUAUCUCGGUCAGUUUUUGAGAUUUUUGAAUGGUUAAAAAACGAAUCGAUAGCAAAUUUUAAGCUCUACAACUUUUUAAUACAUCAAAUUUCACCAUCUCCCCUCCACGCACAAAUAUAGCUCAAUUUUCAGGCAGUGAAUCUCUACGUACCCACAUGUUCAAACAACACCAUAUUUCUCGAAUGUACAUGUGCCGAUGCUGUAAUUGGGCGUUUCCGGACAAGUCCCUUCUGCACAUCCAUCUACAAUCGAUCAAUAAUAACAAUGAAAGUGUGCCGCAUGCGGUGAUCAACAGAAGUUGCCACGUCAUCACCGAUCCGUUUCAGUGUAAGUUUGGAAAAGUAUCCAAAUGCGAUCAUUUUGAGUUGAAAACGACCGUAACCCACCGCGAUUACAGUAAUCCGCAGUCCGCUGCUCACGCUCACGAGUCCGCCAACGACUAUUGUCGAUCCGAUCCCCCUGCCGAUCGCCGCCAACUUUCCCAUUCCGACUUCGGUUCUGGCACCGCUCGCCACCGACCCCCCAACAUUCUCCCAUCUCGCCGGCCUUCCCAAACCGAUUCCCAGUACGGUUUUCCAGAAAAAAACUUUAAAAAAAAGUGGAUUUUUGCAGUCACAACGCCGAUUUAUCUGCCGGAGAAGAAGGAAAGUGAGGAGAAGACGGAAACGUACACUUCGCAGAGUCCCACUUGUUCUUCUGCCAGUUUCAAGUCCGAUUUAAGCGCGUUUCAUUUGUUGGUGAGUCUGAAACAGAUAUUGUAGAGUUCGCAAAAAUGAUAUGGCUCUCAAACUUUUUGUGCAUGAUCUCGGCAUCUAGUAGACUAUUUUUGUAGUUGAUCACUUUUUUUUACAAUCACUUUCAAGACUACUGUAGCGUCUGGAAGUUGGGUCACCGAAAAUUCUUUGCACUUUGAGUUGUCUAACUUCCAAGACCUACAGUAAUCCGGGAUGCAGUCAUAGUAAAAAGUUGUCAACUACAAAAGUGUAGUACACAUUUGGCAGAACAUUUUUGUAGUUCACAAUUUUUCUACACAACCGCUCCGAAAAGUACUGUAGCUCUUGGAAGUAAGGUCACCUAAAAUGCAAACGCGUCCCGGUGGUCUAACUUCCAAGAGCUACAGUAGUCCAGGGAGGAGUCGUAGAAAAAAGUGAUCAACUAGAAAAGUGUAGUUCUAGAUGCCUAGAAUGUGCACAAAAAAUUUGAGAGCGAUAGAAUUGCGAUGAACUCUACAAUACUCGUUCAAAGUGUUCUUUUCCACUAUUCCAACUGUCACAAUUUAAUUCCCGUUGCAGACGUGCUCGGAACGCGCGCUAAUCGGCUCCCCGGUGGACACGGCCUCUCCCUCUGGAUCCUCGGCCUCGUCGCGCAUCAGUCCCCGCCACGACUGCUUCGAUUGCCACGUCAGCAAGACGAAAUUGACGAUCGCCGAGAACAAGUGCAAGUACCUCGAGAGCCGAGUGAGCACGCAGCAGCAAGAGGCCUUCGAGACGCACGCCCAGAUGAACGGGCUCGAGCAGACGGUGCUCCGUUUGCGGAUGGAGGCCCACGUGCUCCGCGAGCACAACGACUUGUUCCAGCGCAAACUUCUCGAGUGUCAGGUUCGUCGAUACCGAAAAAGCACCACAAAAAAUGCCCAAAAUUUCCAGAACCUGGCCGUCAAAUACUUGCAAAACGAGAAAUCGUGCGAACCGCUGCAACUCAACGCAUUUUUGCGCACCCUUAUAAAUAACACAAUUUUGGGCCAUGCACCAUAG
Caenorhabditis sp. 36 PRJEB53466 is the source of this 3071-nucleotide messenger RNA. Lineage: Eukaryota; Metazoa; Nematoda; Chromadorea; Rhabditida; Rhabditidae. The record is from the annotation of a GenBank genome assembly.